ACGUAGUCAAGGACGAGCGCAAGCACGGAUCUGUUUUCUUUCUUUUCAGCGGAACUCUAAGUGUGGAAUUUCGUUCCUCUUCCUUCCUACGUCGCAAAAGGUGCAGUCUAUUUCGGUUGAAGAGGAGCGGCGACGACGAGGAGGAGUGCGGAGCGGAGGUUGGCAGCACUGCCACACAUCACACACACACACCAUACACGGGAUCUGUUACGAACAUGUCGGCUGCUAAGUGCAUUUUAGCAAUUAACACGCAGGUCGAACGCAAUCAGUGAGAGAAACUAAUUAGCGAGCCAGCACGACUUGCCGCCCGGACGGAGGAUAUCCUCAGGGAAUAUCGCGUACGUCGCUGACGACUAAGGAGAUCUUCCUCUGGCCGAGCAAUGCCACGUAACAGUGCGAUGGUCGUGAUGCGCCGAGCGAUGUUUUCGACAGUCCGCAGAUAAUCGCGAAGGCGCAGGAGACAUGAGUUGGUUUGAUGCCACGGGGUUUGCCAAUUUGGCAAAAUCCGCUCUGAAAGAAGCUCAAAAGACUAUAGACAAGGCGUUAGAUAUCAAGGAUGAGGAGCCAAAGGUGAUUCAAACGCUUACGGAUGACAGCUCAGACUUCUUCGCCAGUUGGGGGCUGAAGAAUGAAGAGCGGGCCAAUGAACAGGAGAAAAUCCCAACGAAACAGCAAAGCUCGAGCAGUAUCUGGGGCAGCUUCACAGGCUCUUUUUUUGAGGCCCCCAAGGUCGCAGAAGGUAACACGGGUAGGAAGAUUGUCAAACAUUCCAAGUCGCUGCAAGGUGCUGCCAGUCAAGACGAACUGCAGUCUGGGAUAGUGUCCUCAGUUUCUGUUCCUGAGAAACUGCUCGAGGAGGGGACUAAGCCCGUGAUAAAAAGUAGCAAGUCUGUACAUACAGGGGAUGAACAAGAGUCUAGCAUAGUCAGUGAGUCUGUAAAUACUAACCAUAGUUUACCUAAAGAAAUCGACGACAAGGUCACACAGGAAUGUGUAUCGUCUUGUGUAUCGUCAGAACAGUCGUCUACAGAAAACCUUGUUCCUACCAAUGCUGAAAAAAAUACAAGAGUCAGUCUUAUGGAUUUGGAAGUAGUGUUCCGUGCGCAAGAGACAGACAGUACUGACGGCGACGAUAGUGAUUCCACGAGCAGCACCGACAGAGAACAGGAUGAUGAGCAAGAUGAAAUGGCCAACCAAACACCAAGCCCUACCAAUGUGUUCCAAGUACCUACUGUCUCUUCGGAAAGCGACAAAAAGAGUCUGGAAAGCGUGGAGAUACUCGGCUCGCAAUCCAACACCGAUUGCACCACCACACCCGAAUCGGACCCCAACUCCGUCAGCAACUCGAUAAGCCCGUCCGUCGUCGGCAUCAAGGUGAACUCCGAGUCGGUUGAGAUAUUACCAGACAGCCUGGUUACGUCGCCCAGCUCCGUAGAGGUUUUGGGAGACUGGAAGAGCGACAGCAGCCCUUACUUGUCUCCGAUAGAUCCCAAGAAUGCGGAGAUAUCGCCCGUCCUGGACGAUGGGGAGGAGUGUGCCACUCCGUGCGGGGAGUGCAUCAAUAUGUUGGAGCUGCCGAGCAAGGAUCAGCUCGCGGAGCUCUCCUCGUCGGACAUCUCUCCGUACGAAUCUCCCAUGGAGGAAGUCAAGACGCUCAGCACCAACUCAUACUCGUGCAGCGUCGACAGCACGCCGUCGCCGAACGCGUUCUCCGGCUUAGACACGAAGGGCUCGUCGCGCGUGGACAUCUCGAAGACUUCGCCCGAGAGCGUCGAGGUCAUACCGGACGUGGACGAGUUGGACGAGGUGAGUCUGGCCGAGGAUUCCUACACCUCCGCUUCCGAGGGCACGGUCAUGACGAUACUCGAGCCGUUUCAACAGAACAAGAUGGAGCUGGUGGACGUGAGCAUGAAGUUGCCCACGAAGAUGCACGACUCGUGCCCGGACGACAGGCACAUGUCAACCAAGCUCUGCACGGAGGGCAAGCUGAACUUGAGUCUCGACUCCUUGAAAGAGAAGCACAACCUGCACUUGACGCUCGAGCCAAUUACCACGCAGCCGAUUCGUAAGUUGGACCACCUGGAGGGAGUGAACGAGAAGGCGGACGUGCCUACCUUUUCCCAGCUGAUGAGCACAACCAUAGAGCCGCCGGACCCGGAUAGUUAUCCCCAGGUCGAGGACCUCAGCGCGGAGGACACGAAGCUAGUCGAGAGUACUACGACCGACCAAUACUUGAUAUCCACCGACUCCAGCGGGGAAGGGACCUUAAUAGAAAGCAGCUCAGAGGAUAACGUCACGUUGGUGUGCACGAACGUCUCCAAAGUCCUGGAAACGCCGUUGACCGCCAGCUCUUAUGUGAAGACCAUGUUGGCCGACGCGAUGGUCGAGAAGGGUGAAAUCAUCGACAUGGAGUCGCAUUGCGCGGAAGUGCCCCGGGAAAGCUCGCCUAUAUCCUCCGAGAGUCGCUCCGACCUGGUCAAGAUCGGCUCGGAUCAGGCUAGUGGACAUACGAGCGGGGACGAGUUAGAAACCACGACGUCGAGCGACAUCGAGAUUAUAUCCAGUCCGAACGGAGACUCGAGCUCGACGCAAUCGCGCCAGAGUCCGGCCAAGUUGCAGUUGACCAAGGGCGGCGACCUGCUAACGAAAACCUUGAAGACCAGAGGUCACUCUCGGGAGUUGAGCGAAAUCAGCAUCGGAUCGGACGAGGCGAAUCUGGAAAUCGAAAAGCUGCUGAAACGCGUGCAAGAGAUGACCGAGAUUCUGGAGGCGAGGGAGUCGAAGCUGAUCGACGUGAGCAGAAUGAAUAUGGAGUUGCACGAGCAAAAUGCAAAUUUAAUGAAGCAACUUGAGAACUUUGAGAAGCACGCGGAGCAGAAUCAAAGUAUAAAUCAAAUCACGGACGAGUACACGCAACGUCUGUCGGCGUUGGAGAGGAAAUUCCAGCAGGCGAUAAGGGAACGGGAUCAAUUGAGGAAGAAUCUGGACCAGUUGAAGUUGGAAGCGGCGUCCCGUCUAUCGUCGCAGGAGAUGUCUAACAUCAACGCCGAGAAGGAUGAGAUAAUAAAGGAACUCCGCGAGGAAGGCGAGAAACUGAGCAAACAGCAACUUCAACACAGCAACAUUAUAAAGAAGCUGCGGCUGAAGGAAAAGGAGGCUGACGCCACGAUAAAGAGCCAAAAGGAGCAGAUAGAGGAGCAAAAUACAGAACUAGAAAGACUGAAACGAUCGUUGUACGCCAAGGAGGAAGUGGAACGCACUCAGAUAGAAGCCGUUCACACGCUGACGGCGAAGACGAAGAAGCAGGAGAAGGAAAUUCUGACUCUACAAGAGAAGCUGGACAACGCGUUGCACAAGAUGGACGCUUAUAAAAAAAGCCUGGACGCCGCGAAAGUAGACUUGUCGGAGACGAAGAAAAAAUUGCUAGUCACAGAGGAGGAAUUGAAGGAAGCUGUUGAUAACGCGGGGGAGUCGUGCCAGCUUUUUGCACAGGUGGAGGACUUAAAAGUGAAAUAUCGACAGGCUGAGGAGUCUCACGUCAAAAAGGAAGAAUUCCUCAAGCACGAAAACAGCGAGUUACUCAAGCGACUCGAAGCCGCGGAAGCUAGGAGCGAAGAGCUGUCUGAAUCCGUCUCGAUGGCGACGAAGCCGCUGCUGAGACAACUGGAGCAGUUGCAGGCUAACUUGCUGCACAAAUCCAACAGCUUCAUGAAGCAAGAGAAGCUUCUGUCCGACAAAAAUAUCGAGUUGCAGUCGAAGAUCGAGAACCUGCUCGAGAUGGACCGCCUUUUGAGGGAAGAGAACGUCAACUUGAAGUCCAAGGAGUCGCACUUGGAAUCGAAGCUCAACAUAAAGGAGAAGGAGCGGCUGAGGCUGCAGGAAUCUCACGACAAGCUGACCGAGCAGGUCGAGAAGUUGUUGGAGCAAAAUAAACAACCGUCAAACAUCGUCUUACGUUUAAAUCGCAGACACCAGGACACCAUACACACCCUCGAGCAGACACAUUCUAGCCAGGUGCAGGAACUGAAGAGGGAAAUAAACGCGUUGGAGAACAAGUUAGCCGUGGAGAAGGCGGCGACCGACGCGGAACGAAGGAAGAACAAUGCGAUACUGGAGCAACAACAGAGCACCGACGAGGAGUUGCGGUUCAGUCCUACCCUCAGCAUAGGGCAAGAAUCUGUCAGUAGUAUAAAUAGCGUCUGGCCAGCUUUUAGCGACUCGGUGUUCGACAACAGCUCCGGGAGGUUCCCUCCGAUGACGUACGAAGGCAUCAGAGCAGGUUCUAGCAGCACGUCGAUCUUCGAGAAUUUACAAGCGCAGCUGAAACAAAGGGACGGCGAAGUGCAGCAACUUCAGUGGGAGCUGUCGCGACGAAACGUGGAGAGGGACGCGUUGAACUCGGAAUUGGCGACGUUAACUCUCGAGGUCGAAGACUUAAGCAACAAAGUUCAGGAAGCACAGGCGCUCAACGAAAGCCUUAGCGAGACUCAAACGAGAUAUGACGCGCUCCUGCAGAUGUACGGCGAGAAAGUGGAAGAGAAUCAGGAAUUGCGGCUGGAUCUCGAGGACAUCAAGGAGAUGUAUAAGACGCAGAUCGACCAGCUUCUCAAAAGACAAAAUUAAUUUCGUUAGGAACUAUUCAUCUCCCCGCAGUCCAUAGAUCUUAUCAAAUUUCAAUUGCACAUACACACACACACACACACACACUAGUGUGGCGCGCGCGUGCGCACUUCAGCACUCUCUGCCAUAAUCUUUUCGUCGAUCUCUAGCGACAGGUUCUUCGGUGCAUAGAAGGGUUUUAUAGCGAACGAUUUUAAUAAUAUAUUCUGGCAUAUGAUAUGUAUUUGUAAUAUCCAACGCGAGUAUACGCGGGGAAAAUUUGUGAUAAAGGACCUAGGCUUUGAUAAGAUCCCACAGACAUGAGGUCAUUCAUUAUUAAAUUAUAUAAGAAUAUAUUUGUUAAGAGUCGGUGGAGAGUGGUCUUUAAGGUGUCAGAAAUUGUGCACAUGGUGUAUGCUCACAUUCAACGUUCUCCUACACAUGCAUACACACACACACACUUGUGUAUAAUUUUUAUCUCAUAUAUUUCGAUUGUAAUUUAAUGUCAGGGACGCUCACAUGUGAUAUUCGUGAAUUGUAUUAUAAUGUUUAAGUAUAACACGCGGUAUGUAUAUAACGCAGUAUAAUAUAAUGUACUUUAUCUUAUAAAUAUAGUGAUACAAAUAU
Molecule: messenger RNA, 5226 nt
Organism: Harpegnathos saltator (Jerdon's jumping ant)
Lineage: Eukaryota; Metazoa; Arthropoda; Insecta; Hymenoptera; Formicidae
Gene: Tmf
Product: TATA element modulatory factor
Exons: 11
Coding region: 463-4623 (1386 amino acids)
Cellular component (GO): Golgi apparatus; endoplasmic reticulum
Source: RefSeq, a predicted model, not a curated record